UGGGGCAAGAAGCGAGAAAAAGGGGUAGGAAAAGGAGGGGCGAGCGUUGGCAACAAACAAGCCGUCUUUAUUGGGGAAAUUUCAAUUUCGUAUAUUUCCAGGAGUCUCAGACUCUGUGUAUCUUCUGCUCAUAACUGAAACUACGAAUUGCCGCAGCAAGUGAAGUAAGUGAUAAAGGAGGAGUAUCUGUAAGAUCGUUUGGAAAAUAGGCCCUUCUAAUGGCUAUGUUCGGAUCAAACAUGGCCGGCGAGGUUGGGUUGCGGUUACUUCUCUGUCCCCUUGGUUCUAAUGUUGUCACCAGAACAGCGUGCUGUUCUGUUGGAAUGGUUUUGCCUGUUUACUCUACUUUUAAAGCAAUUGAAACAAGGGAUCAAAAUGAGCAGCAGAAGUGGCUAUUGUACUGGGCAGCUUAUGGAUCUUUUAGUAUUGUUGAGAUGUUCACAGAUAAAUUUCUCUACUGGUUUCCUCUCUAUUAUCAGAUGAAGUUUGCAUUUCUUGUUUGGCUUCAGCUUCCUUCUGUUGAGGGUGCAAGGCAAUUGUAUGUGCAUCAUCUGCGCCCAUUCCUUGUCAGGCAUCAAGCUAGACUUGAUCAAAUUGUAGGAUGCUUGUAUGGUGAAAUGGCUAAAUUCGUCAGUUCCCAUCAAGCAGAAUUCCAAUUUGCUAAGACACUUCUUACAAGGAUAUUACUAUCAGCUCGGAAUAUCAUUCGCCCCGGGCAACAAAUCAAUGGUGCAGUUGAAGGUCCAAGAGAGCAUGUAGAGACUUCAGAAUCAGAAGACGAGGAAUAAUGAUGAAGUAAUAUGUUUCGGCUCCCUCAAAGCACACAAAAACUAUUGUUGAUUGUGUUCGGAUCCAUUGCGUUUUUAAGCUCCUGAUAGCCUGGGGCACACUAGUAUUAGGGCGUUUCAAAGUUCAAACCAUGAUGUUCGCGAAGAGUUGGGACUCUGGAGCUGACUUUUUUCCCGCCCUUCCCCCAGAGAAAUGUAUAUCUAGUUGCUUUGCAGUAUUUGGUCUUUCCGUGGUGCGUCUGUAAAUUGGUCGUUUAGAUGUUGUAUAUACUACGGAUAACAAACGUUUGGAAGCAAGUCAGAUAUAUUUAUGGAAAUACGCUGCCCGAUACGCACUUGUAAAUC
Coffea eugenioides is the source of this 1133-nucleotide messenger RNA. RefSeq names its product HVA22-like protein k. Lineage: Eukaryota; Viridiplantae; Streptophyta; Magnoliopsida; Gentianales; Rubiaceae. The record is from RefSeq and is a predicted model, not a curated record. Bases 219 to 788 code for a protein of 189 amino acids. The transcript is spliced from 8 exons.